This is a messenger RNA of Osmerus eperlanus (European smelt), 928 nucleotides long. Its product is annotated as beta-2-microglobulin-like. The transcript is spliced from 4 exons. Lineage: Eukaryota; Metazoa; Chordata; Actinopteri; Osmeriformes; Osmeridae. The record is from RefSeq and is a predicted model, not a curated record. The coding region runs from base 97 to 447 and encodes 116 amino acids.
CGGUCCUCGGUUAGUUUCACUUUAUUGUUGCUGGAACAUACACAGAGACAGUUGUUUUAACAAGCUGAUCAAACAAUUGAACAAAUUCGACCAAAAAUGAAGGGGUUUUUUUCUUUCGCGGUCAUCUUUCUAAUCUAUAGCACCGUGGAGUCCAAAGAAUCUCCACCAAAGGUUGAGGUGUAUGGCCACAACCCUGGCAAAUAUGGGGCAGAAAACACUCUGAUCUGUCAUGUGAGUGGCUUCCACCCCCCUGACAUCAGCAUCCAGCUCAUGAAGAAUGGGAUGGAGAUCCCUAAUGCCGAGCAGACUGACCUGGCCUUCGAGAAGGGAUGGAAGUUCCACCUGACCAAGAGUGUGAAAUUCACACCUCAAGAGGAGGACAAGUUCACCUGCCGAGUGCGCCACCUGACCAAGGAAACAGAGUAUAUGUGGGACCCAGAUAUGUAACUUGGUGGAGCCAACAGGCAUGACUUCCUGGGUUCUUUUUCAGCAUAAUUGGGGGCAACAUAAUCCACAUGACUUAAUACAGAACUGAAAUGACUUUAUUCCACUAUUCAACAUGAGCUUUCAUUCUAGUUUUCUGUCUCUGUUUUUCAAGGACAUUCAGUACUUCCAAUAAAAUUAUGGUUAUAUAAAGGGUUUAGAGGGGAAUUUCUUGUAUGUUUUGCGGUGUUCUAGUAUAAUUUCCAUUUUACCAUUAAAUAAGAUCUGCAAACACUCAAUGUAAAUUACCAUAUAUCACAAUAAACAGAUCAUUGAGAGCAAUUGAAAAUCUGUAUAGAUAAAUAUUUUUUGUGUUUUUGUAACCUGAAGAGGGACAUUUUUUAAUGAGCAGGUGUAUUUGAUCACUGUAGGAACCCAUUUAAGGGCUGUUGUCUUAAGACAUGACAUACUUUGUGUUUUCUAUUGAAUAAACCUCUCAAACAAU